AUGGCAGGCCUUAGUAUGGGCUGGGGAAGUACGCUCCUGGUACUUGCUCUGCUUCUCGUCCUCCUUCCAGGCAAAGCUGCUGCGUUUGGUGCGGGCAACAUCCCCUCCAUUGCCCAGGUUGAGGGUCACAAUUGGAGACAUGGAGACAUUGAGGAUAUGCUCAAGACGCUCACAUUUCUCUACGGCAAGAAAUGGACGUCCAUGAUGGUCUCGCGCGUCUACUUUGGCAACUGGCUCAGAGACUAUUCGCAGGCUGUCGACGUCGGCAGUCUCAAGGGUGUCAACGCCGCCACCAUUAGGAUCAUAGUUUGGGUACUCUCCUUCAUGGCCAAUGGCUACGCGACCGAGGAGUUUGAGGUCACUGAGGAGCGUCUGGGCGCCUAUCGCCCGGAAGAGCACAUUGACAACCCCCUUGGUUAUGCGGACGGUCAGGACGCGCGCAAAUAUGACCCCCGUCUGCGGGGUCCAGUAGACCCUAGGGAGCUCGAGAUCGAUCCGCGCACCGGCAUGAAGAACUACAUUGCCAACGAGAGCGGCGGCUGGGCUACCAGUGCCGGCUACCUGCGCUGGAGCUUUGCCCGCAGCAUUCACUUUGGCCGCGUCUAUACCAGCGGCGCCCACGGCACAUCCGGAAAGGAGGCCGACUUAUGUGAGGCUCUGCGGUGCCUUGGCCAGGCCCUGCACUGCAUGGAGGACUUUAGCGCGCACAGCAACUAUUGUGAGCUGGCGCUGCUGGAGCUGGGAUACCACAAUGUCUUUCCCCACUGCGGGAGUGCCACUCAGAUUCAUUUGAAUGGGAGGGUGGUCUAUCCGCUCGUCACGGGAACCUUUGGCGCGGUCGAUUUUUUGCACUCUGUCCUCGGCGAGGCCAACGACCAUUUCACCCAGUCAGAGGUGGAUGAGAUCAAUGUCGCGCUGAACAACGCCGAGCGGGCUACCAUGGCCGGCGACAGCGGCUAUUCCGGUCAACGAGGGUUUGGUUCGGGCAGCGGCGGCUUGGAUUUCAUCUCCCUGGUUUCCCAGCUCCCCGGUGUCGGCGACGGCUUCGCUUCGCAGGCCAAGGACCUCAAAGCCAGGGCUGCAGCUCAGGAGCAAGAGAAUGCUCGGUCCGCUGGCAAUGUCAAUGUCGUCCCAGGAAUGAGCCCCAAUUUCGAUCCCGUCAAAGUGGCAGGGCAGAUCUACCCAAUCCUCGAAUUCCGCGACAAGAUUGUCCGAUCCAUCCACAACAUGAUAGCCAAGAUUCCCGGCCUGGAAAGUCUACUGGAAAAGAUCAGCGAGACAUUGACAUCCUUUAUUCUCGGCCUACUAGCCCCCUUCGUCCGGCCCAUCAUCAACCAGGUAUCCCAAGUGCUGAAGGAAGGCUCCUCCGGCCUGAUCGAAACCAGCGCGAACCAGCAGUUUGAGCCGUGGACUAACCCACGCUGCGAUAACCCCACCCACUCGAUGCUGUCCAAGGACCAUUUCACCAACAUCCUCAACUCGUGCGCCGGCCGUGUAGCUGCCACCAUCCUGCAAUACGUCGUUCCCCGCGUCAUCUACGCCUGGGAGAACCCGGGCGUCCCCGUAGAUGAAGUCGUCAACGACGUGCUCCGCGCGUUUCACCACCCUGCCGCGCGCGACGAGCGCAUCGAGAUCCAGCGCCAGAUGUUUGACACAGUGCGCAAGUGGGCCCAGGAGACCCCGCACCGCGACCGGCUGAACCAGCUGCUCUCGUCCGAGUCGGUCAAGAACCACCAGAACCACAUCCUCUCCGGUGGUGGGGGUGGUAGCCGGUCCGCAGCGGGAGGCGGAGGAGGAGGGUGCGGCCACGGAGGCGACGGCGGGCACGGCAAGCCUGCCGGAUCACUCUGGUCGCAGAUCAAGACGAGGGAUUUUGAAUCAAGAGAGGCGCCGCCGGCCCCGAGCACGGCCCCAGCGCAACCGCACGGAUACGGCCACGGCCAGGCGGCGGGUUACUAUGCCGGCGCCGGCGCCAAUCCCCCGCAGCACUCGUCUCAAGGCAGGCCCGGAUCAUCCGGGUUUGCGGCCAGCUACGGACAGCCUACCCCGCCGCCGCCCCAGUCCGGGUACGGUCAGGGAUACCAGGGCCAAGGCCAGGGGCACGCAGCGUCGUAUGCUCAGCAGCAGCAUUGGCAAGGGCAAGGGCAGGGACAGGGACAUCAGCAGUAUGGCCGUGGAGGCCAUCAUCAUCAUCAGCAGCAAGGGGGGUACAGCGCGCAGCAGCAGCAGCAGUAUCCGCCACAUGGCCAGCAGCCGCCUUCGUGGGGGCAUUAUCAGCGGUACUAG
Messenger RNA from Canariomyces notabilis, 2286 nucleotides. Its product is annotated as heterokaryon incompatibility Het-C. Lineage: Eukaryota; Fungi; Ascomycota; Sordariomycetes; Sordariales; Chaetomiaceae. The record is from RefSeq and is a predicted model, not a curated record. The transcript has 6 exons. Bases 1 to 2286 code for a protein of 761 amino acids.